UUUGUUCAGGUUUAGAUUCGAACUCAGAAAGAUUUAAAUGGAUUUGUUUAAUAAAUAAUUAAAGAAACCAACGGCGAAAGCAUUCCACACGCUUCUUGGAGGAGUCUCUAAAGGCAUUAGACUGGAAAUGAGUACGAUCCAAGGUGAGGAACAUGCGUGUGAACUACAACACCGCUAAGCAAUGGGAGGGCUCCACUGGUGCGGGUAGUAUGGAUGGAGACACUAUUAAAAGCCCUUUAACAAAAAUGUUUAGUUUUUAUGAAUUUGAUGACAUAUUCGGAAGCACACUACAGGUGCCGUCCAUAAUUGAGGAAACUCUACAUAGCGAGGUAGAGAACUUUGAUAUUUUAAAUAUUGAGUAUCUACCUGACGCACAGGAUCCUAUGAGCAACUUAAGUCCAGAUAUCCAGUACCUUCCUGACGCUCAGGAUCCGAUGAGCAUUUCAAAGCCGAUUAGCAAUUCUUCAGUGGUAAAUGAAAGUCUGUCAGAGGUAAAAUGUACUCCAAGCACAAGCCGUAGAGGCAUUUAUAGCAUAACUGCACUUUCUGAUAUAAUGAAAGAAAAGUUGCAAAUAAUGGAGUUGGAAAUGAAAGAGCGUCUAGCUAGGGUAGAAUUACACUUAAAAUACGAAACUUAA
Molecule: messenger RNA, 638 nt
Organism: Rhagoletis zephyria (snowberry fruit fly)
Lineage: Eukaryota; Metazoa; Arthropoda; Insecta; Diptera; Tephritidae
Source: RefSeq, a predicted model, not a curated record